Archocentrus centrarchus (flier cichlid) is the source of this 1707-nucleotide messenger RNA. RefSeq names its product carbohydrate sulfotransferase 12-like. Bases 186 to 1451 code for a protein of 421 amino acids. The record is from RefSeq and is a predicted model, not a curated record. Gene Ontology annotation, molecular function: sulfotransferase activity. Gene Ontology annotation, cellular component: membrane. The transcript is spliced from 6 exons. Gene Ontology annotation, biological process: carbohydrate biosynthetic process; proteoglycan biosynthetic process. NCBI's taxonomy places the organism in Eukaryota, Metazoa, Chordata, Actinopteri, Cichliformes, Cichlidae.
GCUUGGUCACAUCGCCGGGCAGACGGAUGAAGAGAAGAGAGAGAGAGAGACUGGCUAUGGAGCUCCUCUGCAGGCUGCAUUUAUCAAACAGGAAGUCUCUCCUUCCGUGAAAGAUGGCUACAAUGGAGCUGAGAUAACCUCUUCCUCUUUUCUUCACCAAUUACGGCUCCUGCUGCAGUAUAACCAUGGGAACAUGGCGUGAUCUACGAGUGGCUUUCAUCCUGGGAUCUUUGUUUAUGAUCCUGCUUAUCAUCGUCUACUGGGAUGAUGUCGGAGGCUUCAGCCUUUACCCGCUGCAGGACCCCAAACACGAGGUGCUUCAGUCCGGAUGCUGCUCCCCGAUGACUAUGAGCCCACCCCAGGCUGGGUCCACCAGCAGAGCCCAGGCAAAGUCCUCAUUCAUUGUCUCCACCACCGCUUCUAGUACUCCAUUCAUCCCAAAAGAAGCAGAUCAGAAGCAUACAGAGGAAGGGGAGGCGAAGCAAAAACAUGAACAGAGGAAGGAGGAAACCAGGGAGAAUGAGGAGAAGGAGAUGUUGGCUUAUGAUAGGGAACAGGAGGCGAGGAAGAAGAGGAUCGAGGAUGUGUGUUCGGGAAAGGAAGAUGUGGAAGUCCCCGAAAGUACUCGGGCAUUUUCACAGAUCCCCAACAGGGAACUUGAUCACCUGAUAGUAGACGAUACACACCAGAUUAUCUACUGCUACGUUCCCAAGGUAGCGUGCACCAACUGGAAGAGAGUGAUGGUGGUUCUGUCUCAGUCUCUGAUCUCACCCUCCUCAGGGACACCUUACACUGACCCAGAGGCUGUACCUGCUGACCUUGUACACAACUCCACUUUGCAUCUAACGUUUGCCAAAUUUUGGCGCCGGUAUGGUUCCCUGUCCCGCCACUUGAUGGCACUGAAGCUCCAGCACUACACCAAGUUCCUAUUUGUGCGAGACCCUUUUGUGCGUCUCAUCUCUGCCUUCAGGAACAAAUUUGGAAGGCCCAACCAGGACUUCUACAGGCAGUUUGGUUCAGUUAUGCUGCGUCGUUAUGGUAAUGUGACUGGGAGUUUGCCAGAGACCGUGGCCGAGGCAUUUAAAGCAGGAAUCAAACCAACAUUUCAGCAGUUUAUCACAUACCUGCUAGAUCCAGAGACUGAGAAGGAGAGCAUCUUCAAUGAACACUGGCGGCAGGUUUACCGUCUGUGCCACCCUUGCCAGGUGAAGUACGACUUCAUCGGAAAGCUAGAAACCCUGGAAACAGAUGCAGAGCACCUGCUGAAGCUUCUGAAGGUGGAUCAUCUGAUACGGUUCCCUUUAGGGGCCCAAAACCGUACUGCAGCCAGCUGGGAAAGUGACUGGUUUGCACAGAUUCCCAUUACAAUACAGAGGCAGCUGUACAAGCUCUAUGAACCGGACUUUAAGCUGUUUGGAUACCCCAAACCUGACAGCGUGCUUCACCGGUAGAUUACACCAAGCCGAAGGCCUGGGCGCUACACUGUGUGUAGAGCCUACUCAUUGCCUGCCUGUGCACAACCAGCACAUGCCUUUGAAGACCAGUCUGUGAUGCUGUGUUUCAUUUGUUCUGUGCAUACCUCAAAUGACAAAAGUGCCUGCCUGUGUUAUUUUAUUUUUGAAAUUAUUUCAUAUCCAAAGUGCACCAGCUUAUAAGUUACUUUAUCCCAGUCUGUGUUUCCUCAUGCAAUGGCACUUUAAAGAGUAU